Molecule: messenger RNA, 5230 nt
Organism: Penaeus indicus
Lineage: Eukaryota; Metazoa; Arthropoda; Malacostraca; Decapoda; Penaeidae
Exons: 12
Coding region: 262-4530 (1422 amino acids)
Biological process (GO): embryo development; regulation of transcription by RNA polymerase II; urogenital system development
Cellular component (GO): nucleus
Molecular function (GO): DNA-binding transcription factor activity, RNA polymerase II-specific; RNA polymerase II transcription regulatory region sequence-specific DNA binding
Source: RefSeq, a predicted model, not a curated record
GGCGGGGACGGGCGGGUAUCGGUGGAAUCGGCAGCGCGACGCACAGAUGUCGACGGCUGGAGUUUGAUUCUUAGUUUGCCUUCAAGAUUUGGCCUAUGACUGCAAUGAGUGAAGAUAAAGACAAACGACAUCCGUCUGUGCAUUGAUCAGGGCAGCUCCAGAAAAUCCUAGUCCUGGGGUAACGGCAGCUCCCAUGUGACAGCUCAAGGAAGGAGGAGAAGCUUCUCACAAAAAUGAUUUGAAUUGGCAACAAGCAUCAAGAUGGAGCAGUUCCAGCGUGCCCACAUGGUGGCUCCAGCAGCUUCCACAGCCACUGCACCAACUUCCACAAUGAGUGCAUAUACCUACAGUGGAUUAGAAGAGUUCCUGGUGCCUGCUCCAGUACAAGUUGACAUUGGGAACAAUGUUGCAAGACAAAUAAGUCAACAGAUACAACAUGUGCAAUUCACAAAUGUUUCACAGAUGCAGCCAGUACAGUUAACUGCUGCUACCACUAACCCCUCAUCAAGAACUUCCCAAAGUCCGGCACUAGGAACACAUGUAGGAACGUCUGUUGAACCUCCACCACCAGCGAAGUCUUCGUCUAGAUCACGUGUAAGAAGUGGUACUGGAGAGCGUGUCGUUUGCCCAGAAUGUGGGAAAUCUCUAGCAUGUGGACCAAAUCUUACGGAACACAUGCGCACACAUACUGGAGAACGUCCAUUUGUUUGUCAUGAGUGUGGGGCUUCCUUUGCUGCAAAAUCAAAUCUUAGAACUCAUAAACGAUUGCAUACAGGUGAAAGACCAUACAUGUGUGGUGUUUGUGGUAAAACUUUUUCACAAAGUUCUCAUUUGCCAAGUCACAUGCGAGUUCACACUGGGGAAAGACCAUAUGAGUGUCCUGAGUGUCCUAAAUCAUUUUCAUCUAGCACAACCUUGAGAAAUCAUCUUCGUAUACAUAGAGGAGAUUGCCCAUUUAAAUGUGAAUACUGUGGUAGAGGAUUUGUGUGUAAAUCAUGGCUUCAAGAUCAUUAUAAGGUACAUACUGGAGAAAAACCUUUUCAGUGUGACAUUUGUAAUAAGUGGUUUAAAGAUAAAUCCUAUAUAACUAAACACAAAAUGAAAUAUUGUGGCAAUGAUGGCUAUAAGAAGAGAUGGAGACGUCCAGGAGUGAAGAAGCCACCAGGGAGAAAACCAGGUGGAAUAGCAAAGGCCAAAGUAUAUGAGGAAGAGGAUGCUGACCAACCAAAGCGUCCAAGAGGGCGUCCAAAAGGCUCAAAAAACAAAAGGGGGAGGAAACGGAAACCGGUGAACGUGAGGAAAAAGCGUAGCAAUGCAGCAACAGAUUCUGACGCCGAAUUUGAAGAGAUGCUACAAGAACACGAGUCGGAGAGACCUGAGGGAAGCGGUUCAGAAAAACUAGAAGGCGAUGGUGAUGGUAAAGAAAGGCAGCAAUUGUUAGAUUCAGACAAACAUGAAUUUUUAGAUUCUGAAAGACAGGAAUUACUUGAAGCAGAGAGGCAUGACAUGCUUGAAAUAGAAAAACAAGAAAUACUCAAUUCAGAAGUAGAUGGCACUACCUCCAUUCAGGAAGAAUCUUCAGUUGAAGAUGUUAAGGGAUCUUAUUUACAACUAAAUGCCAUCAGACUAAGUGACACACACCAGCAUGAGGACCCUCGGCAAGAUCACCGGCAGGAGCAGAAACACCACCAUUACCAGCAGCAGUAUCAGUUUGAAGCCUCUGCAGAUCAGUCAACAUCAGAAGCUCAUUCUGGCAAGAACAGCGAUUCACUCUCCAUACAACAUAUUCCUAUGGUGCAGCUACAUGUACACAUGCCCCAUACUUCACUACCAACUCAUGUUCAGCAAACACACAUGCAGCAAAAUCAUGUCCAUCAGUCAAUUUCUCAACCUCAAAACCUUGUGCAGCCACAGAAUCUUACACAGUCCCAGAAUCUUGUGCAACCCCAAAACCUUGUUCAACCACAAAAUCUUGUACAGCCACAAAAUCUUGUUCAGCCUCAGAACUUAGUGCAGCCCCAGAAUCUUGUUCAACCACAAAAUCUAUCUCAGUCAGAAAGCCUAAACCAACCGCAAAAUUUAUCACAACCACAAAAUCAUUCUCAGCCUCAUAAUCUCUCACUAUCUCAGAGUCUUUCUCAACCACAAAACCUUUCUCUGGCUCCAAAACUAGUUCAGUCCCAUAGCAUGCAUCAGCCCCAAAACUUGUCACAGCCCCAGAAUCUUGCUCAGCCACAAAAUUUAUCCCAGCCACAAAAUCUCUCCCAGUCCCACAGCCUGUCGCAAACUCAGUCACUGUCACAACCACAGAAUCUUUCUCAGUCACAAAAUUUAUCACAGACUUCAAAUAUGUCUCAACCCCAAAAUCUAUCACAAAAUGAUAAUUUGUCUCAGCCCCAGAAUCUCUCACAGCCUCAAAAUCUUUCUCAGCCGCAGAACUUAAGUCAAACCCACGUUUCAUUACAGGAUCAUUUAACGCAGCUAAACCAACCUCACCAGACCAUACAUAUGGUUUACUAUAACCCAUACUUCCACCUCUGCAGACCUUUUGAGAACCCUUUUACUGUCGCUCCACAGCCCGCUGCCCUGGUCACGACCGUUGAAAUUGCCCUGGUCAGUCACGCACGUGUGCCAGUUGUGGUGGCUCCCAUAUUUGAUGCCCAGAUUUAUCGCCCUACAGCUAAUACAACGGCUUUGAUGAGAGACUUCCGCGGAGGCUUCCGACUACUCCUAUCGGGCGGCGUGACAAAAGCUGAAUAUUUCGCUAAUCCUGCCUGGAUCAUUGCGUGGCUGAACUCAGUGACCAAAGUCUUGCUUCAGUCUAAUUUAAAAACAAGAGGCCAUAGCAUUGCAUUGUGCCUAGACCUAUGGAUCAUGAUAAUUUCAGUAAUUUAUGGAAACAGUUUCAGUGUGACACCUAGCCACAGUAUUUCAGGAAGGGAGGCACUGAGGUUGAUCAGCUCAAUAUCAAGUGUUGUGACAAUCUGUCGAGUGUUCUGUACUAUAGAAGAUGACUUGCUAUUAAGAAUGCUCUUGCCUUCUAUUAAUAUAAUUUUUGAGUGGAAUUAUGAAGUGAGAGGAGCAGGGGCCCUAGAGUGGAGUGUCACCAUGUGUCAGCAUUUAAUCCUGAAUAAGCAAAUUGGAAGCCAGCAUCAGAAACAACCUGAUAUCCCAUACUUACAAUACUGGCCAUUGGCGAGAUUCAAGAUGGAGCAAAGUCAGAAUACAUCGGGUAUGAUGUGGUACAACUGCAAUACAGUUGAUGGCUUUAUUACCUCAAAUGCACCAGUUCAAGUUGAAAUAGGCACUGUUGAUAUUGCAAGACAAAUCAAUCAGCAAGUGCAGUUGCAGUAUGGGAGUCUUCAAGCCGUUCCUGCCCAGCCUCAACAUCAGAUCAUUGUGGCCCACCAUCCACAGCACCAUCCUCCACCUCCAACACCCGAGCCUCCUGUUACUCCCAAACCACCCAAACCUCGUGCCAGGCCAGCAAAUGGCGAGCGGGUUCCAUGUACAGAGUGCGGGAAGACCUUCUCCUGUAAUGCCAAUUUGCGAGAUCACAUGAGGUUGCAUACUGGUGAGAGACCUUUUAGCUGUAGUGAGUGUGGGAUGUCAUUUGCUCAGCGUUCGAAUUGGAGGUUACAUAAACGUGUUCAUACGGGAGAGAGACCUUACAUGUGUGGCAUAUGUGGAAAAACCUUCUCGCGUAGCUCCCAUUUACCAGGUCACAUGAGAGUUCAUACAGGGGAACGGCCAUAUUCCUGCGAACAUUGUGACCAUGCUUUUGCAUCAGCUCAAGCACUUAAAAAUCAUGCUCGUACUCAUACUGGAGAGAAGCCAUUUGUAUGUGAAUAUUGUCAGACUGCUUUCACACACAGUUCAUCGUUAUCUUCACAUAAGAAAAGGUGUACUGGUGAAAAGAGAAAACGUGGUAGACCAUUAGGAAGUGGUAGAAAAGCUUACCGGAAAAAACCCACCGGAAGACCUCGGGGAAGACCAAGGAAGAAGGUCAGGUAUGGAAAGAGAGGUCGAAGGAAGAAUCCUGUGAAUGAGGAUGCAGCCAUUGACUCAAAGGAAGGAGCAAAAACACUGAUUAAGGCUGAGAUCCAUGCCGACAGCAAUGACGAUGCUCAAGGGGCUGGACAAGCAACCAUUCAGGCGAAGGAAGAACUUGAAGAAAUACCAACUGUUGAAAUUGAUCCAGAGUCCAUAAAUGUGGAGCAUGGUGCCUUGGAUACUGAUCCAUUAGCACUAGAUGAAACAAUGUCACACGAGGAGGUUCUUAACCAAGAAAGUAUACCUCAGGAAAACCAUCUCACCCAUGAAAUGGUGCGAGCUGAAGAAGUAGUGUCUGUUGCAGUGGCGUCAGCUGGACUAGAGGAAACAGCUGAUUUGCAUCAAGAGGCAGCAGUUGCUAUGGCUGCAUUGCAUGAGGGAGCAGCACUUAACUUAGCUCAUCACCAGCUGCCUCAAGAAACCUAUGUUGAAAGAGAUGCUUCUCAUACUAUGUGGUACCCAAAACAACCUUAUUAAGUUGUGUGAUUGUCUUAUACAGAUAUCUUCAACAUAAUUUUUUCCCCCCAACUUAAUCUUUUCUUUUCAUUUAGUAAUUUUCACCUUGAAUAAUAGAUAUUGGCAUGAUUCCUUCACUGACCCAUAUCCCACAAUGCGGUGGUAAUGACCAAACAUGAAGUGGUCGUGGAAUUCCAGAAAAAAAAUGUCAUUUAGUGUAUUAUUCACUGUUCCAAAUGGAACACAUGGUUUUACUUUUAAUAUUAUUUUUGUACUGAACUAAUAACUGCUUAUGUAUUUUGUAGGCAAGUUUCACAAUGAACAUCAGGAGGAAAUGCCUUGUAAAUCGUUGAACUUUUAUAGAACUUUAUAUGUAUAUAUAUAUGUAUAUUUUUUUGUGAUCCUUGUAAAGCUUGAAAGAAAGAAAAAAUUGUUAUAUGAUUUAUGCAAGUUCAUUACUUCCACAUUGUGAAACUAUUGCUCGUUCAGUUAUUUUAGUAUAUAAGAAAGAAAAAUAAGAUUUUACUCCUGACCAAUCAACUGUUGUACAGUGAGGAAAAGAUAUUGGAUUUAGUUGAAUUGUAGUAAGUCACUUCUUAUAUGCGGUAUUCAUCGUAACAAUUACUGUUAAACAUUGAUAUUUCAGAUAUACAAAAGGUUAUUGUUUGAAAACUGAAUAUGUAGUUUCUCACUUCUGUCAUAAUAAAUCUUGAGAAUUUUU